CAGCAGCACGCCGGCUUCCUGUGUUUGUGCGGACUCAAGUCUGCCACCUCGACAUGGACUGAGCCUCUCUCUCUCUCUCUCUGACUAAGGAAAACUCGUACGAGGCUCCUCUUUCUCCUGUCCGUUUCCAGCCUGAAGAGUGGCCGCAGAUGUAGAAGAACAGCUCUGAGUCUGGACUCCGACUGAAGACCGUUUUCGCCGAGCGAGUUUCCUAUUUAUUAACGUUAUCGAAGAAGAUGGCGAACGACUCUCCGGCUAAAAGUCUCGUAGAUAUAGACCUUUCUUCGCUGCGGGAUCCAGCCGGGAUAUUUGAAUUGGUGGAAGUGGUCGGAAAUGGCACGUACGGACAAGUGUACAAGGGCCGACAUGUCAAAACAGGACAGCUGGCAGCCAUCAAGGUCAUGGACGUCACAGAGGAUGAAGAGGAAGAGAUAAAGCUUGAGAUCAACAUGCUGAAAAAGUACUCGCAUCAUAGAAAUAUCGCUACCUACUAUGGUGCGUUCAUUAAAAAGAGCCCCCCAGGACACGAUGACCAGCUAUGGCUGGUGAUGGAGUUCUGUGGAGCUGGCUCAAUCACAGAUCUGGUGAAGAACACUAAAGGGAAUAAACUGAAGGAGGACCAGAUUGCCUACAUUUGCCGAGAGAUCCUUAGAGGUCUGGCCCACUUGCAUGCCCACCAUGUCAUCCACCGUGAUAUCAAAGGCCAAAACGUUCUGUUGACUGAGAAUGCUGAGGUUAAGCUGGUUGACUUUGGUGUGAGUGCCCAGUUGGACCGGACGGUUGGCAGACGAAACACUUUCAUUGGCACACCUUACUGGAUGGCCCCCGAGGUCAUUGCCUGUGAUGAAAACCCUGAUGCGACAUACGACUACAGGAGUGACCUGUGGUCUUGUGGAAUUACUGCUAUUGAAAUGGCCGAGGGAGCUCCCCCCCUCUGUGACAUGCACCCAAUGCGAGCACUGUUCCUCAUCCCCAGGAACCCGCCUCCACGGCUCAAGUCGAAAACAUGGUCCAAGAAGUUCUUUAGCUUCAUUGAGAGCUGUUUGGUGAAGAACUAUACCCAGCGGCCACCCACGGAUCAGCUCUUGAAGCACCCAUUCAUCAGAGACCAGCCCAAUGAGAGACAGGUCCGCAUCCAGCUCAAAGACCAGAUUGACCGCACCCGCAAGAGGAGAGGAGAGAAAGAUGAGACGGAGUACGAGUACAGCGGGAGUGAGGAAGAGGCAGAGGAGGUGCCUGAGCAGGAGGGAGAGCCCAGCUCCAUAGUGAAUGUGCCAGGUGAGUCAACGCUCCGACGAGACUUCAUCCGCUUGCAGCAGGAAAACAAAGAGCGCUCGGAGGCUCUGAGGAGGCAGCAGCUCCUGCAGGAGCAACAGCUCCGCGAACAGGAGGAAUACAAGCGCCAGCUGCUGGCCGAGCGUCAGAAACGCAUCGAGCAGCAGAAGGAGCAGAGGAGGAGGCUGGAGGAGCAACAACGCCGCGAGCGAGAGAUGAGGAGGCAGCAGGAGAGAGAGCAGAGGCGGCGGGAGCAGGAGGAGAAGAGGAGAAUGGAGGAGAUGGAACGACGGCGCAAAGAAGAGGAAGAGCGCAGGAGGGCCGAGGAAGAGAAAAGAAGGAACGAUCGUGAACAGGAGUAUAUCCGCCGUCAGCUGGAGGAGGAGCAGAGGCAUCUAGAGAUCCUUCAGCAGCAGCUGCUUCAUGAGCAGGCCAUAUUACUGGAGUUCAAAUGGCGGGAGCUGGAGGAGCAGCGGAAGGCAGAGCGGCUGCAGAGGCAGCUCCAGCAGGAGCAGGUCUAUCUGCUGUCCCUCCAACAGGACCCGAAACAGCAGAGCCAAGCCCUCACACCCCGCCCUGACUGGGCCAAGCUACCUCAGGCUCGCCCGUUAGAUGGGCCAGAGACUCCACUUUAUGUUAACACUGACGAAUUUAGAGCCACACUAAAGACUGAACGUCCACUUCACACUGAGAAUGACAGUGUAAUUCAAGACGCAGGACAGACUAAAUCUGUAGACAGGGAUAAACCCUUUCCAGACCAGUCCAGAGACCAGACUGAAACUGUGUUAGUCGACCCGAGCCCGUUAGUCACAAAGCCAAUAGGUGGGACAAGCUCUCUGACAAAUGUGACUGACGAUCCCCUUGUCCAGUCAGUUCCCACAACUGGUGACCAAGUCUCUGAAGCCCAGCCAGUCAGAGAGGCUGAUGAAAGACACCGUAAGAACAUUCACGGUUCCCCUCAGACCGCUCCACCCAAGCAGCCCCCUGUACCCCCCCGCUCUUCUGAACCCUAUUCUAACGGCAACUCCUCCUCAGACUCCUCAGGCAUGCACAAGCCUAUGGAGCCACAGGUCCAGUGGUCUCACCUGGCCGCUCUAAAGAGCAACGCAUCCGCUCCCCCCGUGUCUCGCUCCCAUUCCUUCAGCGAUCCUGUUCCUAGUUUUGCACAUCUCCAUCACCACUCUCAGGAGUCCCACCAGCACCACCACCCAGCACACCCUGCACGCCCUGAGCACCCGCAUCUGCAGCCUCAUUCGCAGCCCAGGGGCCAUGAGGCCCCAGAGAUGGGCCACAAUGAUGAGGUCCCCCCCAGGGUGCCAGUAAGGACAACAUCCAGAUCUCCUGUACUGUCCCGCAGAGACUCUCCACUUCAGAGUGGCCAGCAAAGCAACCAAAUUGCGCAGAGGAACGCUGGAAGUACUGCAGAGCCACGUCUCCUGUGGGACCGAGUGGAGAAACUGGCUUCCAGAACAGGCAGUGGGAGCUCCUCUGGUUCUAGCAACUCCAGCUCUCAGGCUAGCUCCCAGAGCGGCUCUGGUGAAAAGUUCAGGGUCCGCUCUUCUUCAAAGUCUGAGGGCUCUCCACUUCAGCGUCCAGAAAAUGCUGGAAGAAAAUCAGAGGAGAAGAAGGACUUUGUCAGACCAUCCAGGCCUGUUGGUGAAGUGGAUCUUACUCUACUGGCCAAUGAGAUACGCACAAUUGAAGAUACACGCCCACCUCACAAGGUGACAGACUACUCAUCAUCUAGCGAUGAUUCAGAUUCAGACGAGGAGGAUGAUGAGGUGGAACAGGAGCUGGGCAAUGAGUCCACCUCUGGUGCAGAGGACUCAAGGGCAAGUUCAUCAAAACUCAGCAAUGGUGAGACAGAGUCUGUGAAGACCAUGAUUGUUCACGAUGAAGCAGAAAGCGACCCGGCCACCACACCUUCUAAAGACGGCACUUUAAUUGUCAGACAGAGUGUAGCUGAGAAAAAGAGAUUGGGUCCUGGGCCGGGUCCCGGGCCUGGUCCUGGUCAUGGCCCAGCUCUGGGCCCCACUCAUGCCCUUGGCCACCAGGAGCGAAAUGGCUUUGCAGGCCGUAUUCACCUCCUGCCCGAUCUCAUCCAGCAGAGCCAUCACUCCCCCUCCCCCUCUGUCACCUCCUCCCCUGCCUCCAGCCACACCAGCCCCUCCAUGUCCCCCCAAACCCCCAUGGACAAGCUUGUUGCCAGCGAGACACAGUCUGCCAGUAACACUCUUCAGAAACACAAGUCCUCUUCUUCCUUCACUCCAUUCAUUGACCCUCGUCUCCUUCAGAUCUCCCCUUCCAGCGGAAGUACUCUCAACAACAUAAGUUUUGGAAAUGAUGGGCGGCUACAGGAGGCCUUGAGGCCAGACCCUUCGAGAAAGGGCUCGGUGGUUAAUGUGAACCCAGUGAACACUCGCCCACAGAGCGACACGCCCGAGAUCCGCAAGUACAAGAAGAGGUUCAAUUCUGAGAUCCUGUGCGCUGCACUCUGGGGGGUGAACCUUUUAGUAGGGACAGAAAGUGGACUUUUGCUUCUUGACCGCAGUGGACAGGGUAAAGUCUACCCCCUCAUCAGCCGACGUCGUUUCCAGCAAAUGGAUGUUCUGGAAGGGCUUAAUGUCCUAGUCACGAUAUCGGGAAAGAAAAACAAACUGAGGGUGUAUUAUCUGUCCUGGCUGAGGAACAAGAUUCUGCACAAUGACCCAGAGGUGGAGAAGAAGCAGGGCUGGACUACAGUGGGCGAGCUAGAGGGCUGUGUACACUACAAAGUCGUGAAAUAUGAAAGGAUCAAGUUUUUGGUUCUUGCCUUGAAAAACUCUGUAGAGGUCUAUGCAUGGGCACCAAAGCCGUAUCACAAAUUCAUGGCAUUUAAGUCAUUUGGAGACCUGGUGCACAAGCCCUUGUUAGUUGACUUGACUGUAGAGGAAGGUCAAAGACUGAAGGUGAUCUAUGGUUCCUGCUCUGGGUUCCAUGCAGUGGAUGUGGAUUCAGGGGCCGUUUACGACAUCUACCUGCCUACACAUAUUCAGACUAGUAUCCAGUCACAUGCCAUCAUCAUUCUACCCAACACGGAUGGCAUCGAGCUGCUGGUUUGCUAUGAAGAUGAAGGUGUCUACGUGAACACAUAUGGCCGGAUCACGAAAGACGUGGUGUUGCAGUGGGGAGAGAUGCCCACUUCCGUCGCAUACAUCAGGUCUAAUCAGAUCAUGGGCUGGGGAGAGAAGGCUAUAGAGAUCCGCUCUGUGGAGACUGGUCAUCUGGAUGGUGUUUUUAUGCACAAGAGGGCACAAAGACUCAAAUUUCUCUGUGAAAGAAACGAUAAGGUGUUCUUUGCUUCUGUACGUCCCGGAGGAUCCAGCCAGGUGUACUUCAUGACUCUCAGCCGAAGCAACCUGCUCAGCUGGUAAAACUGCUGUGCCUUCGGUUUUGGCUACAAAAAGGACUGUUGCUGAAAAUUCUGAAGAAAUGCCGUCACAUGCUCCAUUAAGCACCAUCUCUCUGCUGGUGCCAUUUGUAUUGCUGUGGCCUGGCCUUGAUGGAACAGACAAUUGAACAGAUUGUCAGAGGGGAUCAACAGUGCCCCCUGCUGCUGAAGGGGAUGGUGGAUGUUGGCUUGCUGUUUUUGUAGUUGAACCUACAGCAUUACUGAUCGCUCAGCCAAUCCAGACCUUCUGUGGCAAUUGAUUUCCACCCUGUUGUAACACCUUAAAAUUCAGGGUUUCUUUUUUUCCUACACUUUAAAACAUCAAGGGAUAUAAAAGCCUAAAUGAAUAAUCUAGUUUAUGUCAAUGUGUUUGUACUGAACUUUGACUAUAACAGAUUGACAGUCUCUGACUGACUGUAUGUGUACCAUCUCUCUUUUUGUCCGACUAGAGGGAAAGCAGGGUUUGGGUUGUAAAGGCAUCAGGUGCCGAAAGGAGCUUGGGCUUUUUUUAUUUCUGUGAAUUGUCAACUGCCAAAACAGUGGAGUCAUACUGUAUUAUUGUGCUAGUCCAGGUUACUUUGGGAAUUAAUAAGUGCAGGAUUUUUAACAACAUUGACUUUAGUGUGUUGAGAUUUUAUGCUGAUAAAAUUGCAGCAGUGUUCAUAUCCAGUACAUUGAGUGUUUUUAUUUUUUAAGCAUUGCACUUGAUAAAUAAAUUCUUAGUUUCCUUCUCA
Pygocentrus nattereri (red-bellied piranha) is the source of this 5439-nucleotide messenger RNA. RefSeq names its product mitogen-activated protein kinase kinase kinase kinase 4. Gene Ontology annotation, molecular function: ATP binding; protein kinase activity. The record is from RefSeq and is a predicted model, not a curated record. Gene Ontology annotation, biological process: protein phosphorylation. NCBI's taxonomy places the organism in Eukaryota, Metazoa, Chordata, Actinopteri, Characiformes, Serrasalmidae. The transcript has 33 exons. The coding region runs from base 237 to 4688 and encodes 1483 amino acids.